UUAACAAGCCCAUCAUCAUGUUUCAGCUUGAGUCCUUAGCUUCUCUUCUACUAGUUAUUGUCCCACUGUUCAUCUUCUUCAUCAAAACCAGCUUCAGUCGAGUGGGAAAGAAGAAGUCGUUAUCUCCAGUAGUUUCAUCUCAAACAACAACCACCAAAUUCCCCAAGUCAUAUCCAUUGUUGGGCCAAUCAAUUGCCAUUUCUGCUAACCAAGAGCGAUUCAACCAAUGGGCUACUGAACUUCUUCGAGAUAGUUCUAAUGGAAACAUCCUCCUUUAUCGACCUCUUGGCCAUCUUCAGCAUGUAACUACUAAUCCAGCCAACGUCCAACACAUCCUCAAAAACGAAUUCUAUCUCUACCCAAAAGGAGAUUUCUUUAGAGACAUCCUCACCAAUUUCCUCGGCGCUGGCAUCUUUAAUGCCGACGGCGAUAACUGGAGGUUUCAGAGACAGAUAUCCAGCCAUGAAUUCAACACCAAAUCUCUCCGCAAGUUCAUUGAAACUGUUGUCGAAGACGAGGUCUUGGACCGUCUCGUUCCUCUCCUGUCUGAUGCUGCUUCUAAUAAUUACGUACUUGAUCUCCAAGACAUCCUUCAGAGGUUUACCUUCGACAACGUCUGUAAAAUUGCUUUUGGUUAUGACCCGGCGUGUCUGUCUCCAUCAUUCCCACAGCCAAAAUCAGAAUUCGCCGAAGCAUUCGAAGCUGCUACACAGUUGAGCAGUGAGAGGUUUCACUACAUAUUCCCACCCUUGUGGAAGCUUAAACGUGCACUUGAUAUUGGGUCGGAGAAACGUCUACGAGAAGCAAACGCAACAGUUCGUGAAUUUGCAACAAAGGUGGUCAGAGAAAAGAAAAGAGAACUCCAAGAGAAGAAAUCUUCACUAGAAACACAGGACCUCCUCUCAAGAAUCUUGAACUCUGGCCAUUCUGAUGAACGUUUUGCUACAGAUAUGGUGAUAAGCUUUAUCUUAGCUGGCCGGGAUACCACAUCGGCUGCUUUGAUAUGGUUCUUCUUGUUAGUUUCUCGCAACCCUCGUGUAGAAGAAGAAUUAAUGAAAGAGUUGAAGGAGAAGCCAGAAUCACUUGAUUACGACGAUGUGAAGCACGUAGUUUAUACCCAUGCAGCGAUCUGCGAAACCAUGAGGUUGUACCCACCGGUACCAAAUGACACAAAAUUCGCAGCCGCCGACAAUGUUCUGCCGGAUGGUACCUUUGUAAAGAAGGGAGCUGGAGUGACAUACUUUCCCUAUGCAAUGGGGAGGAUGGAGAAGAUAUGGGGCAAAGACUGCAUGGAGUUUCGACCAGAGAGGUGCCUUGAGAAAGAGGAAAGCUCUCCUUCUGGGAAGGUGAAGUUUGUGGGAAAAGAUCCAUACACAUAUCCAGUGUUCCAAGCAGGUCCAAGGGUGUGCUUAGGGAAAGAUAUGGCGUUCUUGCAGAUGCAGAGGAUAGUUGCAGGUGUGAUGCAGAAGUAUCGGGUGGUGCCGGCGGAGAAGGAAUUUGAUCCGCUUUUCGUUUCUUACUUGUCCUCCAAAAUGAAAGGAGGUUUUCCAGUGAGGAUCGAGGAGAGGAAGGUUGCAUCUAGUGAAUAGUUAAUCUGUGUUUAAGCUUAUAAUGAUGCUCUGUUAACUUUGUUUGAUAAGGCAUAAU
Messenger RNA from Telopea speciosissima, 1647 nucleotides. Its product is annotated as cytochrome P450 94A1-like. Gene Ontology annotation, molecular function: heme binding; iron ion binding; monooxygenase activity. The record is from RefSeq and is a predicted model, not a curated record. The transcript has a single exon. Lineage: Eukaryota; Viridiplantae; Streptophyta; Magnoliopsida; Proteales; Proteaceae. Bases 18 to 1589 code for a protein of 523 amino acids.